AUAAACAUAAAUGUCGAUUGAUACGCACACAAAAAUAGAAAUCAACAGAGAGAACGCUGUGAUCGAGAUCUCUCCAAUCUUACAAUCCCUUCCUCCACACACUGAAUCCACCGUUUGUCUCUCUCUCGAACUCCUCACACUAUUUUUCCUCUAAGGAUGUUUCCGGAUGUUUCUGUUGCAAAUUUUGGGCAUCCUCAUUCAGGGACAGUGAAAAACACGUUAUGUUAUUCUAGUGAAAUCUUGUUAUUUUUGUGAAUACUGUUUCUGUAUAGGAAAAGAUAAACCGGUUAGUGGAUAUGGGGAAUAAAUUGGGGAGUAGGAGACAAGUGGUGGAUGAGAAGUACACUAGGCCUCAAGGGUUGUAUCAGCACAAAGAUGUGGACCACAAGAAGCUUAGGAAGCUCAUUCUGGACUCCAAGCUGGCACCUUGUUACCCUGGCGAUGAUGAAUGUGGCAGUGAUCUUGAAGAAUGUCCUAUUUGCUUCUUGUAUUAUCCAAGUCUCAAUCGGUCGAGAUGUUGCAUGAAAGGCAUUUGUACAGAAUGCUUUUUGCAGAUGAAGACACCUAAUUCUACCCGGCCAACCCAAUGUCCCUUCUGUAAAACCUCAAAUUACGCUGUGGAGUAUCAAGGUGUUAAGACAAAGGAGGAGAAAGGUUUGGAGCAAAUUGAAGAACAACGACUUAUAGAAGCCCAAAUAAGGAUGAGGCAGCAAGAAAUUCAGGAUGAAGAGGAAAGGAUGCUGAAACGAAAAGAACUCAGAUCCUCCAGCAGUAUCAGAGAACCAAAUGAAGUUGAUUAUUGCUCCAACCCAGCCCAAUCGUUUAGUUCUGCUGUAGAAGGCGAGGAAAUUGUUAUCUCUCAGGAAUUAUGUGCUGCUCCAGCAAUAAGACCAUCUCCACGCCCGAGGCAAACUAGUGAGGAUGAAUUUGACCUGGAUCUGGAGGAAAUAAUGGUUAUGGAAGCCAUUUGGCAGUCUAUUAAGGAAACUGGCCAACCCCAAAAUUUGCCCUACAGUGACGCAGCUUCAUCGGAAGAAUAUAUGAUAGACGAUCAUAGCACCUCAGCAAUGAUAGCCCCGGUGGCUGGAUUAUCAUCUCCUUCUGGUGGUCUUGCAUGUGCCAUUGCAGCCCUUGCUGAGCGUCAACAACUGAGCGGAGAGUCCAAUAGCUAUGGUGGGAACAUGCAUGGGAAUAGCUUGAUGCCUGGAUGUAGCAGGUUUCCUAAUAGGGAGGAGCAAGAAUCUGAAAAUGAUUUUCCUGCAGAGAGUGCUGUUGUGGAAUCACUUGAUAUCCAGCUGGCGAUGACCCAGGAUGCUGGAGAAUGGGACGAAAAUAGAUCUGAGGUGGCUGAAGUUGGAACCAGCUAUUCGGGUUCUCAUGAAUUGAAUGAUGCAGGAAGGCCUGAUGCACUCCACCAAGUUGAUGAAAAUGAGCGCACCUUCCAGCGCGUAGUUCCCGAGAGCUAUGAGGAGCAGAUGAUACGAGCCAUGACUGUAUCGCUGACUGAUGCUCAAUCUAGGGCAAGUGCAACGGGAGUUGCAUGGCAUUAAGUGUUGUUGGAUAAGGUAUUACGAAAUCGUUCAUUUAUCCCUCGUUUCUAGACCAACCGUCCUCCCCUCCGAAACUCAAAAAAUAGGAAAAAAUGUCAUCUUCUUUAUAUAUAUAGGUGUAAAAGGGGAGAAAAAUGAUUCUAGUGAAUGAAAGGUGUUUGUUGAUUCCAUUUCCGAAUACUUGUGUGGCUGUAUAAAGUGUAGUGGUGGUAGUCUGCCUAAUACCAGUUUAGAAUAACAUGCAUGCACUGUCUUCAAAAAUUGUCGAUGAUGGAUAAUUAUUUAAAAUGCUCUCGACAGGAAAGCUUCCUUCA
Olea europaea var. sylvestris is the source of this 1864-nucleotide messenger RNA. RefSeq lists its product as uncharacterized. Lineage: Eukaryota; Viridiplantae; Streptophyta; Magnoliopsida; Lamiales; Oleaceae. The transcript is spliced from 9 exons. Bases 297 to 1550 code for a protein of 417 amino acids. Gene Ontology annotation, cellular component: cytoplasm. The record is from RefSeq and is a predicted model, not a curated record.